GCCAGAGGAGCUUUGGUGCCACGCGUUGAGCUCCCUUGCGGUUGGAAGCUGGAAGCUGUGGGCCUGUAUCGUCGCUGUUCUGCGUUUUUUUCGGCCGUCACUGUGUAUACAGGACUGAGGGCGAAAUUUUUGACGCACAAGAGCCAGCAACCGCCCGGGUGCGAACUCUCAACAUUGCAAUCCAGAGCCUGGUCACAGCGCCCAAUUCCUCAAGACGCCAUGGCGGACGCCGUCGUCCUUUCACCAGAGCAGAUUGCCGCACUGCUCGCACAGCAAGCGGGCCGCAGUGGCGGAGCGUCUUCCUCUUCGUCUGCGCCUGGUCCUUCUUCUGCAGGCCAUCUGACGCAACAGCAGACAUCAGCCUUGGUACCCGAUACUUUUCGAAAGCCGCCUCGUUUCAAAUCCGACCUCCGUCUCACGCAGUCGUUUGAGCCUUUCUACGCUGGUGGCAGCGGGACGGGCAACUGCACUGCUAUCCUACCCGUCCCUUUGCCUGCCUCAUCGUCGUCAUCACCAUCAAGCACAAGUACGGAGGAACGAUUACUACUUUUAACGACGCUCGACGACCUCAUCCUUGUGACUGAUAGCUUCACGGGUCAAGUUAUCGCACGGAUCAAUCAUCAUGGCAUCCCUACGCAAGCGGAUCCGCUCGGGCAGCCAGUUGAGGGAGACGGGGACGAACUCGCGGCUCUCACGCUCAGCAACGUUCGAUGGAGUCCAGUCAGUGAUGUAUCUGGAUCGACCGAAGAUCAAGGUACUGCAGAAAUCCCAUCGCUUCGCGUUCAACAAACAAGUGCAACGAUGGUCAGCGCGACGCGAGCGCUUUUCCUGAGAUUCUACAGCGUCACUGUCACUGUCGCUGUGCCAACAGCGGCUCAUGAGGGUGGAAAUUCGCAGCCGGUCAUCCGUGUCGAAGCACGCUUACAACGUUCCAUCACACGCGCGCAUGAGGCCGCUAUCGUUGUUCUCUCAGCAUCUUCAUCGCUCAGCGCUGCACUCCGACGACGUGCACCCACCAGCGGCAGCAAUGGCGAACAGCACUUGCAGAUGCUCGCAACAGGGUCCUCGGAUGGAACAGUCAAGGUGUGGGAUGUUGCAGGCGGAUACUGUACGCAUGUGCUCAAAGGCCACGGCGGUGUGGUCAGCGCGCUUGCGUGGGAUGUGUUUUUACCAGCAAGUGGCGUGUCAGAUGCCGGAAAAGGAAAGCAAAAGGGGGAAGCCGGCCGAGGGCAGCGCCGGAUAAACCUCUUUACCGGCUCGGUCGAUGGACGCGUUCGAUGGUGGAAUCUUUUGGCGACCGCAUCCGAAUCAUCGUCCACGCCUGGCACAAGCAAAGGCGGUAUCCAGCAGAAACCGCGCCAAACGCUCGGAACACACGUCUCAGUCGUCCGCGGCCUGUCUGUCAGUGCAGACGGCAGAUGCCUCGUAACUGGCGCUCGUGAUCGGACUAUGGGCAUUUGGCGUCUUCAAGCAGCGGGCGCGAAACGGCGCGAGAGCGUACCAAAAGAUUCGACGAAGUUGAAGAAGAGCAAAGCGGCGGAAGACGAGGAGAUGGAAUGGAAGCUUGUCGAGGCAGUCAAUGCAAGCGAGUCUGUAGAGUGUCUUGGUUUCCUGCCAAGCGGCAGCAAGCUGCCAGCUCGUGCAUUGCAGGCAGUAACGCAAGAUCUCGACGUAGCUAUGGAUGGCGAUGUCGAGGGCGGAAACUAUCACGAUACUAGAAGCGGCAAACAGCAAGAGCUGUUCUACAGCGCUGGCUCCAGCGGUAAACUGCGCAUUUGGGACUUUAGUCGAUCGCAGAUCAUCGCUGUUCAGCCAGAGGACGUCGGCGCUAGUCCAAAUGCAAAGUUGGGGGGGGACGAUGACGAAGACGAGGAAACAAGAGGCGUGCAGGAGGUACACCUGACGUGGUCAUCAGGCGAAGAGAGUAGCGGGCAACCGGCUGGCACGCAGUUCGUCGUCGUCCAUGCUGAUCAGACAUUCGCAUUCCGUUCAUGUCCUUUCACCUUCGGCGACAAGGCAAAGUUGCUGGCCCCGCUCAGCCUCACGAAGCAAAUGGUGGGCUUCAAUGACCAGGUGACUGAUGUCGUGCUGCUAUCCUCAGCGAUUAAGCCCGAAGCAAAUGGAAUUAACAAGGCACCGGAAGUGGACACGCACCUUGCCAUCGCCACCAACUCACACGCGGUUCACGUCUACACGAUGCCGCCGGCAGCUUCGUCUUCAGAUGCAGAUGCGGCGAAUUGCGCGCACUCAGUCAGCCUGCUGCGCGGGCAUACAAAUAACGUCCUUUGUCUCGAUCGAAGCUGUGACGCGGGACUGAUUGCCAGUGGUAGCAAAGACCGGACCUGUCGGCUUUGGGCGCCACUCCCAAGAGCUUAUGCCUCUGUCGAGGUAGGCUGGAAGUGUGUUGGUGUGGCACAAGGACAUGCCGAAUCUGUUGGGGCGGUAGCCCUCGCGAGGCGACCAGCUGCACCCGCAGAAGGGCACACAGGCUCACCGCUUUCAGCAUCGCCCUUCCUCGUCACCGCCAGCUCAGACCGCACUGUCAAAGUCUGGGAUCUGACACCUCUCGCAACGUCCGCGUUAGAGAACGCCGAGCCGGCUCGCUUGCGAUCGCUGACAACGCUCAAGAUCCACGACAAAGACAUCAACAGCGUUGACGUUGCGCCGAACAAUGCGCUUCUCAUAUCUGGCUCGCAAGACCGCACUGCCAAAGUGUUCACGCUCACUUACAGCGCGCCAUCGAAAGCGAAUGGCGGGGCGGCGAGUGCGUCGCUCAAGCUGCUCAGCACGUGUAAAGGCCACAAGCGCGGUGUUUGGUGCGUCCGCUUCAGCCCAGUCGACAAGGCGUUCGCAACGGCUAGUGGGGACAAGACGAUCAAGCUCUGGUCGCUGCAGGAUUUUACUUGCGUGCGUACCUUUGAAGGCCACACCAACAGCGUGCUCCGGGUCGACUUCAUCGUGGCGGGGAUGCAGCUUCUGAGCACCGCGAGCGACGGCCUCGUCAAGCUGUGGAACGUGAAAGACGAGAUCUGCGCAUGGACAGGCGACGCACAUGAAGAACAAGUGUGGAGUCUGGCUGUCACUAAGGACGACAAGCGCGUCAUCACGGUCGGCGCCGACAGUAUGAUUCGCAUUUGGGAAGACCGCACGUUGGAGGAACAGGUUGAAAAGCAGAAGAAGACGUCUGAAGAAGUUCAACAGGAACAACAGUUUUCCAACUUCCUCGUUGCGAAGGACUAUCGCAAUGCUAUUCACCUCGCGCUCAACAUGAACCAUCCGAGACGGCUUUUGCAUCUGUUCAGCACUGUGGUUUCGCAACGACCUGGAGGUGACGCAGCUGCCGCAGCCGGAGCUCUACUGGACUCUGCUCUUACAGGAUCCGGUGCGCACAUGCUGUCUGCAGACGCAAUUCUGCGCAAUGCUGGCGUGCUUCCUGCGCUCAACGGAUCUUCAAAUGGACAUGCAGAUGCGAACAAAGCCCAAGAGGACGCAGAGCGACUCAAAGACCGCCAAAGUAUCACUGGCUUAUAUUCGGUCGACCGCAUCAUCGCGACCUUACCGCCAUUGCAGCUAGUGCAGCUUUUGCACCACGUUCGUGACUGGAACACGUCAACUCGCACGUCCGACAUUGCGCAGUCCAUUCUCCACGCCAUCCUGCGUUUCCACACCAUGGAGAACAUCAUUGACGCGUUCGAAUCGGUACAAGGAAAGGGUCUCGGUGGCACAACGCAAUCGGGGAAAGCCGGGGUGAACAUGUCUAGAGACAAGUUUUCGAAGAUGGUCGAUGCAUCGACAAUGUUCGAAUCUCUGCUACUCUACACUGAGCGUCACUAUUCGCGCGCGGACAGGCUCCUUAUGGAAGCCGCGAUGCUUGACUUUACGCUAAGUUCCAUGACGGCAGUCAUUGGUGAAGAAGACGAGGAAGUGUCAACGAACGAAGAGAUGCAAACUUUGCAGAAUGGAAAAGCCGUCAGCGACGCUUCCGAGAGCGAUGAAGACUCGGACAUGGACGACUGAGACAACAUGUAUUUCAUCAGAAUUUCAUGCUCAUUACAACACUAUAAG
Molecule: messenger RNA, 4065 nt
Organism: Tilletiaria anomala UBC 951
Lineage: Eukaryota; Fungi; Basidiomycota; Exobasidiomycetes; Georgefischeriales; Tilletiariaceae
Product: WD40 repeat-like protein
Exons: 3
Coding region: 220-4017 (1265 amino acids)
Biological process (GO): endonucleolytic cleavage in 5'-ETS of tricistronic rRNA transcript (SSU-rRNA, 5.8S rRNA, LSU-rRNA); endonucleolytic cleavage to generate mature 5'-end of SSU-rRNA from (SSU-rRNA, 5.8S rRNA, LSU-rRNA)
Cellular component (GO): small-subunit processome; nucleolus; 90S preribosome
Molecular function (GO): protein binding; U3 snoRNA binding
Source: RefSeq, a predicted model, not a curated record